UAGCGCGGGUUGCAUGCUAGUAUGGCAUGUUUGGAGACCUGACCUGAUUUGAUCCCACGGUCGCGGGCAAAGACAUAGAAUCCAGCGAUCCCCGACCUCCGCCUCCCCUCUUCCUUUCUCUCCGUCUAAGGGAGGACGCCAAGAAGCCGACUCCUUUGAAUCGAACGCCGACCACCCCCUUCUCCUCUUCCUCUCGCUCCAUCUAAUAUUCUUGGGCGAAGAAGCCAAGUAGCCGACUCCUUUGAAUCGAACGCAAGAUUCGAACGCCGAAUAAUACAGAGGAUUCGAGCCCCACACAACCGGGUCCUGGUGGUUUUCUUAUUGGCUGAAAAUUUCGAAGCGAAGUCGGAACUUUUCUUCUUCUUUGGCGCGGCCGGGGAGACAGGCGAUCGGAUGGCGCCGAAGAGUGUGCUGCUGCCGGUGUCCGAUCGUCGGCGCGGCGGUGGUGGAGACGGCAUCUUCAAGGGCUCUGCCAUGUCCAAGCGAGGCGCCUACGCCGCCCUCUCCUACAUGGCCUGUGCCGUACUUCUUGUGAUGUUCAAUAAAGCGGCUCUAUCUUCAUAUAAUUUUCCUUGUGCUAAUGUUAUAACGCUCUUUCAGGCAUUUUAAUCAUGAUAUCAUGAUCAAUGAUGUGGAUCUUUGGUUUGGGUGCCCUAUUACUGGAUUUGAAGUUGAGAGGCUCUCUCCUCUCGAGGAGAGCAAAAUCCAUCUGAUAGUUUCAACAUGCAUUCUUUAUGCAAUGAAAUGCUGGAAGAUUAUUUCAUUUACAGCUGGGGAGCCACGGACUGCAUCUGAUGCAGCAAACCUUGUACCACUUGAGACUUUAUUGCAUACCCUUCCACUUUCAUCAGCGUAUUUGCUUUACAUGUUGGCUUCCAUGGAGUCUGUGCGUGGGGUAAAUGUUCCAAUGUACACCACCCUUAGACGUACAACUGUGGUGUUUACAAUGAUUGUGGAGUAUCUGUUAACUAGGCAAAAGUAUUCAUCUUCUGUGGUUGGCAGUGUGUCAUUGAUCGUUUUCGGUGCAUUUGUUGCUGGAGCUCGGGACUUUUCCUUCGAUGCCUAUGGCUAUUUCAUUGUUUUUAUAGCCAACAUCAUGACUGCAAUUUAUCUCGCAGCUAUAGACAGUGUUGGAAAGUCUAGCAGUCUCAAUAGCUUUGGUCUCAUGUGGUGUAAUGGAUUGGUCUGUGGACCGAUUUUAUUCCUCUGGACAUACAGUCGGGGGGAUUUGGAGCUGACAAUGAAUUUUCCUCACCUGUAUUCUCCUGGAUUUCUGGCUGUGAUGCUCCUUUCCUCUAUAAUGGCCAUUUUCUUGAAUUACAGCAUCUUUUUAAACACAUCCCUGAAUUCUGCAGUCACACAGACCAUGUGUGGUAAUCUAAAGGAUUUCUUUACCGUUGGAUUUGGCUGGUUGGUGUUUGGUGGACUUCCUUUUGAUCUGCUCAACAUUAUCGGCCAAUGUCUUGGUUUUGUUGGCUCUGGCUUAUAUGCCUACUGCAAACUGAAGGGAAGCAGUCAUUGAUCGGCUAAAACCUAUUUAUAGCAACAAUUCUCCCUAAAUGGAGUUCUAGUUAAAAAAAUAUGAAUGAUUCCCCACUGUUUUGGGGAUUAUUGAAGUGAUCUAACAGGAUUUUACUGAAGCAGCUUCAAGAAGUAAUUGUUGAAGCCAAAAUUUGGGUCAUGCCAUCAAGGGGGAUAGUUUUUGUGCAUAUUUUUUAUGUCAUUUGAUCAAAUCUAUAUAUCUAUGUACUAGAAUUGGGUAGGACAUGAUAAAUUGGUUAGGAAACAUCAAUUCUUGUUUGACCAAGAGAUAGAGGAUGCCUGACUAUCAAUGAGUUGUCGCUUCAGUGUUCCAGAUGAUUGGUAGAAAUUCAUUUUGUGGAUUUUACAUCACUAAUUCAUCUCGAAGAAGUCUUUUAAAUAUGUUUUUCA
Molecule: messenger RNA, 1932 nt
Organism: Elaeis guineensis (African oil palm)
Lineage: Eukaryota; Viridiplantae; Streptophyta; Magnoliopsida; Arecales; Arecaceae
Product: UDP-N-acetylglucosamine transporter UGNT1
Source: RefSeq, a predicted model, not a curated record